This is a messenger RNA of Vitis riparia (riverbank grape), 2262 nucleotides long. RefSeq names its product inositol transporter 1. The record is from RefSeq and is a predicted model, not a curated record. Lineage: Eukaryota; Viridiplantae; Streptophyta; Magnoliopsida; Vitales; Vitaceae. Gene Ontology annotation, cellular component: membrane. Bases 620 to 2119 code for a protein of 499 amino acids. Gene Ontology annotation, biological process: transmembrane transport. Gene Ontology annotation, molecular function: myo-inositol:proton symporter activity. The transcript is spliced from 6 exons.
CUCUCCAGUUUCCUAACCACCACUUUCUGCUUUUCUUCUGCUGUUCCUCUGCUGCAUUUUCUCAGAAAACUGCGGAAAAAUUCUGAUUUUCUUGGGAAAACCAGAAGAGUACGGUUCGAAGGUAAUGGAGAAUCCGUCCGAGUCGAUUCGGUAGUCUAGGUGUCACAAAAGGAAAAAUCUUUUUUCUUUUCCUAGAUUUGAUUUCCUCAAAUUUCGGUGCGGACUAGCCCUGUAUUUUGGUGUCCUAGGGUUCGGAUUCGCCGGUUUUUGUGUUCAGAUUCUCUGUGCCUCCUUGUGAGCUGGAGUUAAGUGACAUUGUUGUUUUUCAUGUCCGUAAGAUCAGCUCGCUCUAGAGAAAUUGAAACCAUUGUGUGUUUGUUUCUGAUUCUGAAUCCGGAGUAGUGGAAAUUGUCGCUGCUCUCGUCUGAAAUUGAUUCUCGUUUCGUAUUUGGUGCACGGUAGGUUGUUGUUCAGGCGGAGAAUUUGAUUCUAGACCGGGAUUUGGUACGUGGAGAAUUUCGGGUUUUGGUGCAAAGGAUUGGGUACAGGGGAAGUUGAGCUGAUAUUUUUUAGUAGGAAUUUUUGUUAAUUUCUUGGGGUUUUAGGGUUUUGUGCAACAAUGACGAUCGAUUCCUUGCCGGGAAGUUCUGGUUAUUUAGAUUCAUAUCCCGGAAGAAGAAUUACAUAUUUUAGUAAUGGAUAUAUAUUGGGCUUGACAGCGGUUGCUGGUAUAGGGGGACUACUGUUCGGCUAUGACACAGGUGUGAUAUCAGGGGCCCUUCUGUAUAUUAAAGAUGACUUUGAGGUAGUCGGUCAAAGUAGUUUCUUACAGGAAACAAUUGUCAGCAUGGCUUUGGUAGGGGCAAUGAUUGGAGCUGCAGCAGGAGGAUGGAUUAAUGAUGCAUAUGGGCGUAAGAAAGCUACCCUUCUUGCUGAUAUUGUCUUCACAAUUGGAGCAAUUGUCAUGGCUGCUGCACCUAAUCCAUAUGUCCUUAUAGCUGGACGGCUUUUGGUUGGUUUGGGCGUGGGUGUAGCAUCUGUUACUGCUCCUGUAUAUAUUGCAGAAGCAUCCCCUUCAGAAAUAAGGGGAGGGCUAGUGAGCACAAAUGUGCUUAUGAUUACUGGUGGACAGUUUCUUUCCUACCUCGUUAAUCUUGCUUUUACAGAGGUUCCAGGGACAUGGCGAUGGAUGCUAGGAGUUUCAGGUGUGCCAUCUGUUAUUCAGUUCUCACUUAUGCUAUUUUUGCCAGAGUCCCCUCGCUGGCUUUACCUGAAGGGCAAUAAAUCUCAAGCUAUUUCUGUGCUUUCAAAAAUUUAUGACCCUGAAAGGUUAGAGGAUGAGAUUGAUCAGCUUGCUGCGGCAGCAGAGGAAGAACGUCAGAGAAAGAAUGCCGUCAGAUACCGGGAUGUUUUCAAAUCAAAAGAAAUGAGGCUUGCAUUUUUGGCUGGGGCUGGACUUCAGGCAUUCCAGCAGUUCACUGGCAUCAACACAGUCAUGUACUACAGCCCAACAAUUGUCCAAAUGGCGGGAUUUCACUCAAACCAGUUAGCACUUCUCCUAUCCCUCAUUGUGGCUGCCAUGAACGCCGCUGGAACAAUAGUUGGCAUUUACCUCAUUGACCAUGUGGGGCGACGGAAGUUGGCGCUAUCAAGCUUAUCGGGUGUAUUCGUGUCCCUUGUCAUUCUCUCAGGAUCAUUCUACAUGCAUUCAUCUGGUUCUGGGAGUGGACUCUACGGGUGGCUUGCAGUUUUGGGUUUAGCUUUGUACAUUGCUUGCUUCUCCCCUGGAAUGGGCCCUGUGCCAUGGGCUGUGAACUCAGAGAUAUACCCUGAGGCAUACCGGGGAAUUUGUGGGGGCAUGUCAGCUACCAUUAACUGGAUCUCAAAUCUGAUUGUUGCCCAGUCUUUUCUCUCAGUCGCUACUGCCGUGGGCACUGGUGCAACUUUCUUGAUUCUUGCAGGUGUGGCUGUUGUAGCAUUUGUGUUUGUGAUUGUGUUUUUGCCUGAAACCAAGGGGUUGACAUUUGAAGAAGUGGACCAGCUCUGGAAGGAGAGGGCUAGAGGCCAUUCCCGUGGAGAAGGCCUUCUUGAGGACCAAGACGAUAAUGAGGCCCAGUAGAGCUGAUAUAUAUAUACACGUAUAUCAUAUAUGGAGAGAGGGAGAGAGUUUUCCCUUUCUGUGAAUAUUGUGUUUCUUUUCAAUUGUGAAUGCUGGAGAAGACAAUUUGCAUGAAAUCUAUAAAUCUAAUACAUUCCUGAAGA